Molecule: messenger RNA, 711 nt
Organism: Vitis vinifera (wine grape)
Lineage: Eukaryota; Viridiplantae; Streptophyta; Magnoliopsida; Vitales; Vitaceae
Product: 14 kDa proline-rich protein DC2.15
Exons: 1
Coding region: 75-473 (132 amino acids)
Source: RefSeq, a predicted model, not a curated record
ACAGCAAAACACAUUAGCUAGCUAGCUAGUACUAAUACAAUAGCAUUAGCGCUUUGUAUAGUGAAGUUUGGGAGAUGGAUUCCAAGGGCUCUUCAUCAGCUGCUCUCUUCCUCUCCAUCAACCUUCUCUUCUUUGCUCUUGUAAGCGCUAACAAACCUUGCUCUCCGCCUAAGCCAACUCCAACUCCGAGUACUCCAUCCACCCCUUCCAAUGGCAGCUGCCCCAGAGAUGCCCUUAAACUAGGUGUCUGUGCCAAGCUGCUUAAUGGGACAGUUGGGGCUGUCGUUGGAACCCCUCCUGUUACUCCCUGCUGCUCCUUGCUUGAAGGGCUUCUGGAUCUUGAGGUUGCCGCUUGCCUUUGCACAGCCAUUAAAGCUAACAUUCUUGGCAUCCACCUCGACAUCCCAGUUUCACUCAGCUUGCUUGUCAACAUUUGUGGGAAGAAGCUUCCCAAAGACUUCCAAUGUGCUUAAUUAAUUAAGCAUGUAGCAGCAUGGAUUUGGUUUAAUUUUUCCCCUUUUUUUCCCCUCUCUCCGUGUUUUUUUUUCCUCCAUGGUUGUGUUCUGUGAGUGUGGAAGUGCUGAAUAAUUCUUGCCGUGAGAUUAUAAUUCUCAUUGUAAAAUUUUAUGUAAAAGCUUAUGUUAUUAUGUAUUUCUUAGUUUUUAUUUGUACUUACUACUUAAAUAUCGUUGGAUUGUGAAGUUUGAAUAA